This is a messenger RNA of Chrysemys picta bellii (western painted turtle), 1266 nucleotides long. Lineage: Eukaryota; Metazoa; Chordata; Testudines; Emydidae. The record is from RefSeq and is a predicted model, not a curated record.
GCAUGGGUGUAGGGUGUCUCCCCUACUAUUAAAUAUGCAUGCGGCGUGGGUGCUUUACACGUCUUUACUGCACCCUAUGUCAUCUCUCUUCAUUUCGGAGCUGCGUUUGCAGAGACAGGGAGCAGGCUAGUAUGGAGAGAGAGAGGGUGCGGUGAGGCAGGAGAGUUGCAGAUGGGGAGGAAACUUAGAGAUGAGACUGGGAGGUACCAGAGUCAGGAAAUGAGAACAGCUCCCGCAGCAGGGAGAGAGCUAAGCCCCGAGCUCGCUUUCCCCCAGGUUAGCGCAGCGUAGGGCCCGAGGAGAACUGCUAGGGGAAGCCACCUACCCGAGAGAGAAGCAGACAUAUGCCAGCAACUCCGGGUAACCGCCUCCCGCUCACCUGCAGCUCCCCACCCCGAGGAGCAAACACAGCUGGCCCGGCCGGGUUCGCUCUGCAAAAGCGCAACCCACGGGGAGAGCGGCCCGAGUCGGUCUCGGAGGAGGAAGGCUCUGCCGGCCCCUGGGAGCGAGGAGGGGGCAAAGCCCUGCCGAAGAGCAGCCGGGGGGCUGCUGCGGGGGCUGCCGGCCCAGGGGAGGAAUCGGCCUUUCCUCCAAGGCCCCCCAGGCGCGUCUGCCCGCAGGAACCAGGGAUUCCCCCUUUGCUGCUACUUUGCAACUGUCUCCCCCGCCGGCCAGCCGGGCUGACUCCCCUCCCGGUCCCUCACCAUGUUAGACGGGUUGAAAAUGGAAGAGAAUUUGCAGAACGCGCUGGAGACCUCGGCCCCGUUCUCCUCCUUGCUGGGCAGAGCCGUGAGCCCCAAGUCGGUGUGCGAGGGCUGCCAGAGGGUGAUCUCGGACCGGUUUCUGCUGCGGCUCAAUGACAGCUUGUGGCACGAGCAGUGCGUGCAGUGCGCCUCUUGCAAGGAGCCUCUGGAGACCACCUGCUUCUACCGCGACAAGAAGCUCUACUGCAAGCUCGACUAUGAGAAGCUGUUCGCUGUGAAGUGCGGCGGCUGCUUUGAAGGCAUCGCACCCAGCGAGUUCGUCAUGAGGGCCCAGAAGAGCGUCUACCACCUGAGCUGCUUCUGUUGCUGCGUCUGUGAGAGGCGGCUGCAGAAGGGCGAUGAGUUCGUGCUGAAGGAAGGCCAGCUGUUGUGUAAGAGUGACUAUGAGAAGGAGCGGGAGCUGCUCAGCCUGGUGAGCCCGGCUUUGUCGGAUUCCGGGCGCUUCUCCAAGCACAAGGAAGAGCAGGGAAGAAAAUACCAAGGUGCGGGUUUGAAAAUAUAA